AUGGACGAAUCCAUACAAAAGGUGGAAUGGCGAACGUAUUAUCCAUACGUAAAGUCCUUCAGAAACAACGACGUCAUUGAAAUCAUCAUCAAUCAAGCCGAUGUUUUCGAUGCUACUUACGACGGUCAGAUACUUAUCAGCGGGAAGAUUACAAAGGUUGGUAAUGGAGGCGUAUCCUUCGUAAACAACGCAGCAGCCUUUAUGUUUUCCUCAGCCACAUAUGAAAUAAACGCUAAGGAACUGAAAAGUAUACGUGAAGUUGGUCUAGUGAGCACAGUUCGCGGGUACUUGUCCUAUUCCGCCGAGGAUUCCAAGCACUUAUCUAUAGCCGGAUGGAAUUAUCCUAAUGUGGCAACUCUAAACGCUGACGGAACGUUUAAUUUCCUCAUCCCGUUGAGGGAUGAGGAAAUUAACCUUUUCAACGACUAUCGCGUGGUGACGUGUAGCAAACAAUGUAUUAAAUUGAUAAGAGCCAGUAACGAUUCCAAUUGUUUCUUGGUUAAGGAGAAGGUAACUACCGAUAAAACUACAGUGACUCCGGAUAUUCAAAACAUCGAGGUUAAAAUUAAACGACUAUACCCUAACGAUGAAAUAAAACUUAGCCUACUAAAAGCCAUAAAAGCCGAUACGCCCAUAUUGAUACCGUAUAGACAAUGGGAUUUGCAUAUGCUACCUGCACUUACGGCUGGAGCUACAAAAGAAAUUUGGGCUGUUAAGACUACUUCUGCGAUUGAAAGUCCCAGAUACAUCAUUGUAGGUUUCCAGACGGCUAAACAGAACAAAUUUACUGCCGAUCCGACGCACUUUGAUAACAUUGACAUUACCAACAUUAGAUUAACACUAAACAGUGAGAGCUUCCCCAACGAGAGGAUGCGAUUAAAUUUUACAAAGAAUGACUACGCCGAAGCUCAUUACAACUACACCGAGUUUUAUCCAAGUUACUCGAAUACACUACAGAAGAAAUCUUUACUAGAUUACGACACCUUUAAGAAUCACGCCUUUUUCGUCAUCGAUUGCUCGAGGCGGGAUGAAAGCAUGAAAUCGUCUACCGUGGACGUAAGGUUAGACAUUGAAGCAGCACAAGGCUUUCCCGAUAAUACCAGCGCCUAUUGUAUAAUCGUACACGAUUGUAUUAUGGAACACUACCCACUUAGCGAAAUAGUCAAGAAUCUAGCUUAA
Anoplophora glabripennis (Asian longhorned beetle) is the source of this 1179-nucleotide messenger RNA. RefSeq lists its product as uncharacterized. Bases 1 to 1179 code for a protein of 392 amino acids. Lineage: Eukaryota; Metazoa; Arthropoda; Insecta; Coleoptera; Cerambycidae. The record is from RefSeq and is a predicted model, not a curated record. The transcript has a single exon.